AUGGGCAUAGGCUGGGGGGUACGAAUACCACUAUGGAUACCAAUAUUAGUGAUCACCUUUAUGCAGAACAAAGUCAAAGCCCAAUAUGAGGACCAACAAGCAAAUUAUGAUGACAAUAAUUAUGUCCAGCAGGGACAAGACUAUUUUUCUGUACCAGUAACAAAACCACAAGAAGUGACAAUCAUCCAACCACUGAGAACGACGCUGCCUGUAAAGCCUGGCAACCCUGCUCACAAUGGACGUGUGUGCAGCACCUGGGGAAACUUCCACUUCAAGACCUUUGAUGGGGACAUCUUUCACUUCCCCGGGCUCUGCAACUAUGUCUUUGCAUCCCACUGCAAAUCUGCCUAUGAGGACUUCAACAUCCAGAUCAGGCGCACUAUGCUGGAAAGCUCUCCUGUGAUCAACCAUAUCACCCUGAAGCUUGACGGAAUGGUGAUUGAACUGACCUCAGACUCCAUUGUGGUCAAUGGCAACCCAAUUCAGCUGCCUUUCAGCCAGUCAGGAAUCCUGAUAGAGAGAAGUAGCGGCUAUUUGAAAAUCACUGCCAAGAUGGGCCUGGUCUUCAUGUGGAACCAACUGGAUGGCCUUCUGGUGGAACUGGAUAAGAAAUAUGCCAAUCAGACCUGUGGGCUUUGUGGGGACUUCAAUGGCAUUCCAAUUUACAAUGAGUUCACGUCAAACAACAUCAAGCUGACUGACGUGCAGUUUGGGAAUAUGCAGAAGAUGGAUGGACCCACAGAGCAAUGCGAGGAUCCUACAUCUUCUUCUCUUUCAAAUUGCUCAAAUGAAUUUAGUGCUAUCUGCCAGAGAGUAUUGACUGGUGAAGCAUUUGUGAGCUGCAAUGCACUGGUGGACGUUCAAGACUACAUUGACUCUUGCGUACAAGACUUGUGCCGCUGUGAUGAGUCUAUGCGUGAUUUCUGCAUCUGUAACACCUUUGCUGAAUACUCCCGGCAGUGCGCCCAUGCUGGUGGACAACCUCUGAACUGGAGAACUAAAGAACUGUGCAACAAAACAUGCCCUUAUAACAUGCAGCACGAGGAAUGUGGCUCCCCCUGUGCUAACACCUGCACCAACCCUGAAAGGUCAGCCCUCUGUGAAGAUCACUGUACCGAUGGCUGCGUCUGCCCCCCAGGAACUGUGUCUGAUGACAUUAACAGCUCUGGCUGUAUCCCUCUCAGUGAGUGCCACUGUACCUACAAAGGUGAAACAUAUAGUCCAGGUGCUUCUUUUGCAUCCCAGUGCACUUCAUGUACCUGUACUGGAGGCCAGUGGAGUUGUGUCAGCCUUUCCUGCCCUGGGACUUGCUCCAUUGAAGGAGGUUCCCACAUCUCCACAUUUGAUGAGAAACGUUAUUCCUUCUUUGGAGAUUGUAGCUAUAUCCUGACGAAGCUCUGUGACAGCGAUUCCUUCACUGUUCUAGGAGAAGUCCGCAAAUGUGGCCUAACUGACACUGAGACAUGCCUGAAAGGUGUAGCCAUCAGCAUAGGUGGAGGACAAACUAUUGUUGUGAUCAAACCUUCUGGCAGCGUGUUUGUGAAUACGAUCUACACCCAGUUGCCCAUCUCUGCAGCCAAUGUCACUAUCUUCAGGCCUUCAUCGUUCUUCAUCAUUGUACAAACAAACUUUGGGCUUCAGGUUCAGAUCCAGCUUGUACCCAUCAUGCAACUCUUUGUAAACUUGGACCCAUCCCACAAAGGGCAGACAUGUGGUCUUUGUGGAAACUUCAACAAUAUCCAAACAGAUGAUUUCAAAGCCACAAGUGGUGUAGUGGAAGGAACAGCAGCCGCUUUUGCCAAUACCUGGAAAAUCCAGGGUGAUUGCCCUAAUGUCAAAAACAUCUUUGAGAACCCCUGUACCCUCAGCAUAGAAAAUGAAAAAUAUGCUCAGCACUGGUGUGGAUUGCUGACUGAUACUCAAGGACCUUUUGCUGAAUGCCACUCAACAGUGAAUCCAGAUGUUUACCACACGAACUGUCUGUUUGACACCUGUAACUGUGAAAAGAGUGAGGACUGUAUGUGUGCUGCCCUCUCUACCUAUGUCAGAGCCUGUGCUGCCAAAGGAGUCCUGUUGAAUGGAUGGAGGACCAAUGUCUGCACCAUAACCUCAUGCCCCAAAUCCCUGACGUACAGCUAUGUUGUCAAUUCCUGCCAACCCACUUGCCGAUCUUUGAGUGAGCCCGAUGUCACAUGCAACAUCAAGUUCACUCCAGUUGAUGGCUGCACCUGUGCAAAUGGAACUUACAUGGAUGAAAAUGGCAAAUGCGUGCCCGCUACUAGCUGUCCUUGUUAUUACAAAGGAUCUGUGCUACCUUCUGGAGAGGUUGUUCACGACAAUGGAGUCAUAUGCUCUUGCACACAUGGAAAGUUGGACUGCGUGAGAGUGAAACCAGAACCAGUCUGUGCAGCUCCCAUGGUCUACUUUGACUGCAGCAAUGUCACUGCAGGCACAAUUGGAUCCGAGUGCCAGAAGAGCUGUCAGACUCUUGAUAUGGGAUGCUACAGCACACAGUGCGUCUCUGGCUGCGUGUGCCCUAAUGGUCUAGUGUCAGAUGGCAAAGGUGGCUGUGUAGCUGCGGGGGAAUGUCCAUGUGUUCACAAUGACGCCUCCUACAAUCCAGGAGAAACAAUCAAAGUCAACUGUAACACCUGCACUUGUAAAAACAGAAUGUGGCAAUGCACCAAUGAACCUUGCCUGGCAACCUGCUCUGUUUAUGGAGAUGGUCAUUACAUUACUUUUGAUGGCAAACGCUUCAGCUUUAGUGGAGACUGUGAAUACACACUGGUCCAGGAUUACUGUGGUAAAAACAGUACCAGCCUUGGAACCUUCCGAGUGAUCACUGAGAACAUCCCCUGUGGAACCACUGGGACCACCUGCUCAAAGGCCAUUAAAGUCUUCCUAGGGAACUAUGAACUGGUACUCAGUGACGGAAAGUUUGAAGUGAUAGAGAAGGUCCGUGGAGGGGAAGUGCCAUACAAGGUCCGUUACAUGGGCAUCUACAUGGUGAUUGACACCAACAAUGGACUGAUUCUUAUGUGGGAUAAGAAAACCAGCAUAUUCAUCAAGCUCAGCCCAGAUUUUAAGGGUCAGGUCUGUGGCCUGUGUGGGAACUACGAUGGCAAUGGCAUUAAUGACUUUACCACCAGAAGUCAGUCUGUGGUAGGAGAUGUGCUGGAGUUUGGAAACAGCUGGAAGGUGUCUCCUACUUGCCCAGAUGCCAAGAGCAACAAGGAUCCUUGCACUGCAAACCCUUACAGGAACUCUUGGGCCCAGAAGCAGUGCAGCAUAAUCAACAGCAAAGUAUUCGCUGCCUGUCACUCUCAGGUUGAACCAAAUGAAUAUUAUGAAGCAUGCGUGACUGAUGCUUGUGCCUGUGACACUGGGGGAGAUUGUGAAUGUUUCUGUACAGCGGUAGCUUCAUAUGCUCAAGCAUGUAAUGAGGCUGGCAUUUGUGUUGCAUGGAGAACCCCAUCUAUCUGUCCUCUGUUCUGUGAUUACUACAACCCGCAAGGGGAAUGCGAGUGGCACUACAAGCCUUGUGGGUCUCCUUGUAUGAAGACCUGCAGGAACCGAAGUGGAAAAUGCCUUCAUGAGUUACAAGGCUUGGAAGGCUGCUAUCCAAAGUGUCCAGAGAACAAGCCCUAUUUUGAUGAAGAUGAUAUGGAGUGUGUCGAUAGCUGUGGCUGUUACGAUACCAAGGGAAAAUAUUACAAGCCAGGAAUACCCAUUCGUUCAGAAGAGAACUGUCAAUCAUGUGAAUGCACAAUGAAUGGCAUUAAGUGUGAAUAUGAUGAAGACGAAUGCCACUGCACAUAUGAUGGAAAGCAAUAUGAGUAUGAGGAUGUCAUCUACGACACUACAGAUGGUAUUGGCGGGUGUAUCAUUGCAACUUGUGGUCACAAUGGAACAAUUGAUAGAAAAGUCUAUGCAUGUUCUACACCCUUAACCACAACACCAUUUUCAUUUUCCUCUUCAACACCUAUAUCCACCACUACAGUGACACCAACUACAUCAGUCUGUGUUCGUGAAGUAUGCCAGUGGUCACAAUGGUAUGACGUGAGCUAUCCAGGGUCUGGGAUCAACGAUGGAGAUUUUGACACAUUUGAUAAUUUAAGAGCCAAAGGUUAUAAAGUUUGCAAAGCUCCAAAGGCUGUUGAAUGCAGAUCUGAGAAGUUCCCUAACACACCAUUAAAUGAACUAGAGCAAAAAGUAGAAUGUAGUACAACAAUGGGACUAAUAUGUUAUAAUAAGGAUCAGCAUCAAAUGAUCUGCGACAACUUCCAGAUAAAAAUCUUAUGCUGUAGCUUUGUACCAUGUGAAUAUACAACUCCUGCUACCACAACGCCUGCGGAGACUACAACACCCAUCACAAAAACGACCACUCCAGAAACUACUGUAACCAGUAUAUCUUCAACAACUACAGCACUACCUACAACCACAGAAUCUAAAACAACUACUCUUUCAACGAGUACCAUGACCUACAAAACUCCUUCAACAUCUCCAGUCACAGAAACAACGAGUGUGUCAACUUCAACUCUUAGAACCACAGCUCCAUCAACAACAAUCCCUGAAACAACUGCUAGCCCUUCAACAGAAACUGUAUAUACUACAGGAGAAAUCACAUCCACAACACCUUGUAAACCAAAAUGCAAAUGGUCUGAAUGGCAUGAUGUCCAUUUUCCCAGUCUGGACAAUAAAGGAGAUUCUGAAACAUAUGAUGAUAUUAGAGCAGCAGGAAAAGUGAUCUGCAGCAAACCUGAAAAUAUAGAAUGUCGAGCCGAGAAAUUCCCAGAAAAAUCAAUUGAUAACAUUGGCCAAAUUGUCCAGUGCAAUGUAUCCUUUGGACUUGUCUGCAGGAAUGAAGAUCAGGAAGGAGUGCUCCAAAUGUGUUAUAACUAUCAAAUAAAAGUAUUCUGCUGUGAUGAUUUUAGUCAUUGCCCAUCCACAUCCACUACUACAGAAACUACAACAACUGCAGGCACAACUAUUGUUUCAACAGAAACUUCCACCCAGACUCCUACAACUACAGAAACUACAACUUCAACAGUGAGAACUACACCUUCACCCACCACCACAACAGAAACCACAACCAAAGAAGUUAAAACAACUACUCUUUUAACAACCACCCCUAUAGAAACUACAACAAUCAUAACUACACCUUUCACUACCACAACUACAGAAACUACAACUACUCCAGGCACACCCAUUGUUUCAACAGAAACUUCCACACUGACUCCUACAACUACAGAAACUACAUCAAUAGGAACUACACAUUCAUCCAUCACCAGCAUAGAAACUACAACAGUCACAACUACACCUUUCACUGCCACAACCACACAAACUACAACAACCACAGGUACUACAACCAUGACAACUCCUCAAACUACUACUCCAAUAACCUCAACACCAAUUCCGGACACUUUUACAACUACAACUACUUCACCAACCACUACUCAAACCACCACCACAGAAUUUACCACAAUAAUAAGUACAAUCACUACACCAACAACCACUGAAACUACCACGGCUGCAACUACUACACCUAUUUCAACAACAAAACCUACAUCAUCAAUAACAGUAACAACUACUCCAGCAAUAACCACAAUCUCAGAAACUACAACAGCUGUGACAACUGUUCCUCCAACAACUGAUGAUUGUUUUAAAGAACUAUGCGAAUGGUCACAAUGGUAUGAUAUAAGUUACCCAGGGUCUGCUACCAAUGAUGGAGAUUUCGAUACAUUUAAGAAUAUAAGAGCCAAAGGAUACAAUGUAUGCAAAGCUCCAAAGGCUGUGGAAUGCAGAGCAGAAAGAUUCCCUAACACACCAUUAAAUGAGCUGGAGCAAAAUGUAAUAUGCAGCAAAACAGAAGGGCUGAUAUGUUAUAACAAGGAUCAACUCCCACCAAUCUGCUAUAAUUACCAGAUCAAAAUUGAAUGUUGCCGAAAUGUAAUUGUAUCAUGCUCAACAACCACCCAAGCCACUACAACGACAGUAACAUCCACCCCACCAAUACCAACAACCACCCCAACCAUUACCCCAAUAGGAACAACCACCCCAGCCACUACGACAGUAACAACCAUCCCAACCACUACCCAAAUAGUAACAACCACCCCAAGCACUACCCCAAUUGUAACAACCACCCCAGCCACUACAACAAUAUUAACAACCUCCACAACAAUACUAACAACCACCCCAACCAUUACUCCAAUAGGAACAAACACCCCAGCCACUACCCCAAUUGUAACAACCACCCCAGCCACUACAACAAUAUUAACAACCUCCACAACAAUACUAACAACCACCCCAACCAUUACUCCAAUAGUAAAAACCACCCCAGCCACUACAACGACAGUAACAACCACCCCAAACAUUACCCCAAUAGGAACAACGACCCCAGCCACUACCCCAAUAGAAACAACCACCUCAACCACUAUCCCAAUAGAACCAACGACCACAGCCACUACAACGACAGUAACAACCACCCCAGCCACUACAACGACAGUAACAACAAGGACAACAGCAACCACAAAAAAAAUUAUUACGCAAAUAAAGACAACUAAAACAGCUCAAACAGCACCCGUACAUGAAAAAACGACUCAAGAAAUGCACAGUACAACUAAGGAAACCACACUGGUGAGUAAAACAACACCAGAAAGAACUCCAGUCACAACAACAUCGACGAUCUCCACAACACUGCCAACUACCACAUCUGUAGAAACCACCACUAGUGAAACUACCCGAAGUGCAACCACAACAGGUACCACCACUCUACCUACCACAGCAAUCCCCACAACAUCGCCAAGAUCCACAACUACAGGAACAACCACUUCCUCAACUACGAAGUGUCAACCAACGUGCACAUGGUCCAAAUGGUUUGAUGUCGAUUUCCCCUCUUCUGGACCUAAAGAAGGAGACAUUGAAACCUAUAACAACAUAAGGGCUGCAGGAGAGAUAAUCUGCAGAAAGCCUGCAAAUAUUGAGUGUAGGGCAGAAAACCAACCGGACAUAAGCAUCGACCAGAUCGGUCAAGUUGUGCAGUGCGAUGUCAAUUUUGGGCUGGUGUGCAAAAAUAAGGAUCAAAUCAGGAAAUUUAAAAUGUGUUUGAAUUAUGAGGUACGUGUUUUGUGCUGUGAAGAGAACCCUAACUGCCCAACCGCAACCACAAGUAUCAUGACCACAACUACACGUACACCAACAACUACAGUCACAGAAACAACCACCAGAGUCACAACUUCUACUAAACCAACAGUCACACAAACACCAGAAACUACUACCUCUGAAACAACUCCAGUCACUACCACUAACGAACCAAGCACAAGCACAAGCACAACGGGUACCACCACUCUGCCUCCCACAGGAGUCAUCACAACAUCGCCGAUCUCCACAGCAUCUCCAACUACCACAAUCAUAGAAACCACCACUACAGGAACCACCGGAAGCACAAGCACAACGGGUAUCACCAUUCUACCUACCACAGAAAUCCCCACAACAUCGCCAAUACCCACAACUACAGGAACAACCACUUCCUCAACUACAAAGUGUCAACCAACGUGCACAUGGUCCAAAUGGUUUGAUGUCGAUUUCCCCUCUUCUGGACCUAAAGAAGGAGACAUUGAAACCUAUAACAACAUAAGGGCUGCAGGAGAGAUAAUCUGCGGAAAGCCUGCAAAUAUUGAGUGUAGGGCAGAAAAUCAACCGGACAUAAGCAUCGACCAGAUCGGUCAAGUUGUGCAGUGCGAUGUCAAUUUUGGGCUGGUGUGCAAAAAUAAGGAUCAAAUCAGGAAAUUUAAAAUGUGUUUGAAUUACGAGGUACGUGUUUUGUGCUGUGAAGAGAACCCUAACUGCCCAACCGCAACCACAAGUAUCAUGACCACAACUACACGUACACCAACAACUACAGUCACAGAAACAACCACCAGAAUCACAACUUCUACUAAACCAACAGUCACACAAACACCAGAAACUACUACCUCUGAAACAACUCCAGUCACUACCACUAACGAACCAAGCACAAGCACAAGCACAACGGGUACCACCACUCUGCCUCCCACAGGAGUCAUCACAACAUCGCCGAUCUCCACAGCAUCUCCAACUACCACAAUCAUAGAAACCACCACUACAGGAACCACCGGAAGCACAAGCACAACGGGUACCACCACUCUACCUACCACAGAAAUCCCCACAACAUCGCCAAUACCCACAACUACAGGAACAACCACUUCCUCAACUACAAAGUGUCAACCAACGUGCACAUGGUCCAAAUGGUUUGAUGUCGAUUUCCCCUCUUCUGGACCUAAAGAAGGAGACAUUGAAACCUAUAACAACAUAAGGGCUGCAGGAGAGAUAAUCUGCGGAAAGCCUGCAAAUAUUGAGUGUAGGGCAGAAAACCAACCGGACAUAAGCAUCGACCAGAUCGGUCAAGUUGUGCAGUGCGAUGUCAAUUUUGGGCUGGUGUGCAAAAAUAAGGAUCAAAUCAGGAAAUUUAAAAUGUGUUUGAAUUAUGAGGUACGUGUUUUGUGCUGUGAAGAGAACCCUAACUGCCCAACCGCAACCACAAGUAUCAUGACCACAACUACACGUACACCAACAACUACAGUCACAGAAACAACCACCAGAGUCACAACUUCUACUAAACCAACAGUCACACAAACACCAGAAACUACUACCUCUGAAACAACUCCAGUCACUACCACUAACGAACCAAGCACAAGCACAAGCACAACGGGUACCACCACUCUGCCUCCCACAGGAGUCAUCACAACAUCGCCGAUCUCCACAGCAUCUCCAACUACCACAAUCAUAGAAACCACCACGACAGGAACCACCGGAAGCACAAGCACAACGGGUACCACCACUCUACCUACCACAGAAAUCCCCACAACAUCGCCAAUACCCACAACUACAGGAACAACCACUUCCUCAACUACAAAGUGUCAACCAACGUGCACAUGGUCCAAAUGGUUUGAUGUCGAUUUCCCCUCUUCUGGACCUAAAGAAGGAGACAUUGAAACCUAUAACAACAUAAGGGCUGCAGGAGAGAUAAUCUGCGGAAAGCCUGCAAAUAUUGAGUGUAGGGCAGAAAACCAACCGGACAUAAGCAUCGACCAGAUCGGUCAAGUUGUGCAGUGCGAUGUCAAUUUUGGGCUGGUGUGCAAAAAUGAGGAUCAAAUCAGCAAAUUUAAAAUGUGUUUCAACUAUCAGAUACGUGUUUUGUGCUGUGAAGAGAACCCUAACUGCCCAACCGCAACCACAAGUAUCAUGACCACAACUACACGUACACCAACAACUACAGUCACAGAAACAACCACCAGAGUCACAACUUCUACUAAACCAACAGUCACACAAACACCAGAAACUACUACCUCUGAAACAACUCCAGUCACUACCACUAACGAGCCAAGCACAAGCACAAGCACAACGGGUACCACCACUCUGCCUCCCACAGGAGUCAUCACAACAUCGCCGAUCUCCACAGCAUCUCCAACUACCACAAUCAUAGAAACCACCACUACAGGAACCACCGGAAGCACAAGCACAACGGGUACCACCAUUCUACCUACCACAGAAAUCCCCACAACAUCGCCAAUACCCACAACUACAGGAACAACCACUUCCUCAACUACAAAGUGUCAACCAACGUGCACAUGGUCCAAAUGGUUUGAUGUCGAUUUCCCCUCUUCUGGACCUAAAGAAGGAGACAUUGAAACCUAUAACAACAUAAGGGCUGCAGGAGAGAUAAUCUGCGGAAAGCCUGCAAAUAUUGAGUGUAGGGCAGAAAAUCAACCGGACAUAAGCAUCGACCAGAUCGGUCAAGUUGUGCAGUGCGAUGUCAAUUUUGGGCUGGUGUGCAAAAAUAAGGAUCAAAUCAGGAAAUUUAAAAUGUGUUUGAAUUACGAGGUACGUGUUUUGUGCUGUGAAGAGAACCCUAACUGCCCAACCGCAACCACAAGUAUCAUGACCACAACUACACGUACACCAACAACUACAGUCACAGAAACAACCACCAGAGUCACAACUUCUACUAAACCAACAGUCACACAAACACCAGAAACUACUACCUCUGAAACAACUCCAGUCACUACCACUAACGAACCAAGCACAAGCACAAGCACAACGGGUACCACCACUCUGCCUCCCACAGGAGUCAUCACAACAUCGCCGAUCUCCACAGCAUCUCCAACUACCACAAUCAUAGAAACCACCACGACAGGAACCACCGGAAGCACAAGCACAACGGGUACCACCAUUCUACCUACCACAGAAAUCCCCACAACAUCGCCAAUACCCACAACUACAGGAACAACCACUUCCUCAACUACAAAGUGUCAACCAACGUGCACAUGGUCCAAAUGGUUUGAUGUCGAUUUCCCCUCUUCUGGACCUAAAGAAGGAGACAUUGAAACCUAUAACAACAUAAGGGCUGCAGGAGAGAUAAUCUGCGGAAAGCCUGCAAAUAUUGAGUGUAGGGCAGAAAAUCAACCGGACAUAAGCAUCGACCAGAUCGGUCAAGUUGUGCAGUGCGAUGUCAAUUUUGGGCUGGUGUGCAAAAAUAAGGAUCAAAUCAGGAAAUUUAAAAUGUGUUUGAAUUACGAGGUACGUGUUUUGUGCUGUGAAGAGAACCCUAACUGCCCAACCGCAACCACAAGUAUCAUGACCACAACUACACGUACACCAACAACUACAGUCACAGAAACAACCACCAGAAUCACAACUUCUACUAAACCAACAGUCACACAAACACCAGAAACUACUACCUCUGAAACAACUCCAGUCACUACCACUAACGAACCAAGCACAAGCACAAGCACAACGGGUACCACCACUCUGCCUCCCACAGGAGUCAUCACAACAUCGCCGAUCUCCACAGCAUCUCCAACUACCACAAUCAUAGAAACCACCACGACAGGAACCACCGGAAGCACAAGCACAACGGGUACCACCACUCUACCUACCACAGAAAUCCCCACAACAUCGCCAAUACCCACAACUACAGGAACAACCACUUCCUCAACUACAAAGUGUCAACCAACGUGCACAUGGUCCAAAUGGUUUGAUGUCGAUUUCCCCUCUUCUGGACCUAAAGAAGGAGACAUUGAAACCUAUAACAACAUAAGGGCUGCAGGAGAGAUAAUCUGCGGAAAGCCUGCAAAUAUUGAGUGUAGGGCAGAAAACCAACCGGACAUAAGCAUCGACCAGAUCGGUCAAGUUGUGCAGUGCGAUGUCAAUUUUGGGCUGGUGUGCAAAAAUAAGGAUCAAAUCAGGAAAUUUAAAAUGUGUUUGAAUUACGAGGUACGUGUUUUGUGCUGUGAAGAGAACCCUAACUGCCCAACCGCAACCACAAGUAUCAUAACCACAACUACACGUACACCAACAACUACAGUCACAGAAACAACCACCAGAAUCACAACUUCUACUAAACCAACAGUCACACAAACACCAGAAACUACUACCUCUGAAACAACUCCAGUCACUACCACUAACGAACCAAGCACAAGCACAAGCACAACGGGUACCACCACUCUGCCUCCCACAGGAGUCAUCACAACAUCGCCGAUCUCCACAGCAUCUCCAACUACCACAAUCAUAGAAACCACCACUACAGGAACCACCGGAAGCACAAGCACAACGGGUACCACCACUCUACCUACCACAGAAAUCCCCACAACAUCGCCAAUACCCACAACUACAGGAACAACCACUUCCAUAACUACAAAGUGUCAACCAACGUGCACAUGGUCCAAAUGGUUUGAUGUCGAUUUCCCCUCUUCUGGACCUAAAGAAGGAGACAUUGAAACCUAUAACAACAUAAGGGCUGCAGGAGAGAUAAUCUGCGGAAAGCCUGCAAAUAUUGAGUGUAGGGCAGAAAACCAACCGGACAUAAGCAUCGACCAGAUCGGUCAAGUUGUGCAGUGCGAUGUCAAUUUUGGGCUGGUGUGCAAAAAUGAGGAUCAAAUCAGCAAAUUUAAAAUGUGUUUCAACUAUCAGAUACGUGUUUUGUGCUGUGAAGAGAACCCUAACUGCCCAACCGCAACCACAAGUAUCAUGACCACAACUACACGUACACCAACAACUACAGUCACAGAAACAACCACCAGAGUCACAACUUCUACUAAACCAACAGUCACACAAACACCAGAAACUACUACCUCUGAAACAACUCCAGUCACUACCACUAACGAACCAAGCACAAGCACAAGCACAACGGGUACCACCACUCUGCCUCCCACAGGAGUCAUCACAACAUCGCCGAUCUCCACAGCAUCUCCAACUACCACAAUCAUAGAAACCACCACUACAGGAACCACCGGAAGCACAAGCACAACGGGUACCACCACUCUACCUACCACAGAAAUCCCCACAACAUCGCCAAUACCCACAACUACAGGAACAACCACUUCCAUAACUACAAAGUGUCAACCAACGUGCACAUGGUCCAAAUGGUUUGAUGUCGAUUUCCCCUCUUCUGGACCUAAAGAAGGAGACAUUGAAACCUAUAACAACAUAAGGGCUGCAGGAGAGAUAAUCUGCGGAAAGCCUGCAAAUAUUGAGUGUAGGGCAGAAAACCAACCGGACAUAAGCAUCGACCAGAUCGGUCAAGUUGUGCAGUGCGAUGUCAAUUUUGGGCUGGUGUGCAAAAAUGAGGAUCAAAUCAGCAAAAUUAAAAUGUGUUUCAACUAUCAGAUACGUGUUUUGUGCUGUGAAGAAAACGUAAAUUGUCCUGUUACAACCUCAAUUUUGCCAACAACGCCCACACGAGUAACCACUCCAACUAUCUCAAGUACACAAACAGGAACAACAGAAGUAACCAUGACAACUACUCACUGCUUUUGCCAAAUUGAGGACGCUGUUUAUGCAUCUGGUGAAAUGAUUUACAACGAAAUAGACAAGGAUGGAUGUAAUUUUUAUGCCAUUUGUAGUAAAACAUGUUCAGUGGAGCGAUUUAAGGGACCAUGUAAAUCAACAACUCCAGCAACAACAACUACACCUACAACUUCAACAUCUAAACCAACUACGACUCCCACUACAACAGUUAGUUCAACCACUAAAAUUGAGUGUCCUGAUGCUAAACCUCCCAGAAAGAUGGGUGAAACAUGGAAGAUAUCCAACUGUACCACUGCAACUUGCGAGGGAAAUAACAAAGUUGUUAUACAGAAAGUGAAAUGCCCACCUGUAAAGAAAAUUACCUGCGCCAACGGAUACCCACCAGUAGAGGUCUUCAGUGAGGAUGGCUGCUGUUACCACUAUGAAUGUGAAUGUGUCUGUAGUGGCUGGGGUGACCCUCACUACAUUACAUUCGAUGGAACCUAUUACACAUUCCUUGACAACUGCACAUAUACUCUGGUGAAGCAGAUUACUCCUAAAUAUGACAACUUCCGUGUUGACAUUGACAAUUAUUUCUGUGAUGCGGAAGAUGGACUUUCCUGUCCUCAGUCCAUUAUUGUUUACUACAAGUACACAGUGGUAGUGCUGACGCGUGAACUCUAUAAUGGAGUGAUGGCUAAUAAGAUUAUCUUCAAUAAAACGGUUGUCAACCCAGGCUUCCAGAAAGAUGGCAUUUCUAUUUACAUGCUUGGCAUCAACAUGGUUGUUGAAAUACCUGAGAUUGGAGCUACCAUCACCUUCAGCGGGUUGAUAUUCUCAGUGAAACUCCCAUUCAGCAAAUUUGGCAAUAACACUGAAGGACAGUGUGGUACAUGCACAAACACCAAAAUAGAUGACUGCCGCUUGCCAAGUGGUAAGAUCAGCCCUUCUUGUACCCAAAUGGCUCCCCACUGGAAGGUUGACGAUGACAAGAAGCGAUACUGUGUAGGAACACCAACACCAGGACCCAGCACCCCCACUCCAGCUCCCAGCUGUCCUCCGUCUGCUCUUUGCAAGAUAAUUUUGAGCGAAGUCUUUGAAGAAUGCCACAAGGUGAUACCACCACAAGAUUUUUACAAGGGCUGUGUCUUUGAUGCAUGUCACAUGACCAAUACAUCCAUGCAGUGUUCCGGCUUGGAGAUAUAUGCCACUCUGUGUGCCACUAGAGGUGUUUGUAUUGACUGGAGAGGAGAGACCAAGGGCAAAUGCCCAUAUAACUGUCCAGUGGGCAAAGUGUAUAACCCAUGUGGGCCUCUUAAUCCUGCUACCUGUGAUUCAAGAGCUGUUCAAUACAAUGGCAUUGGCCUAACUGAAGGAUGUUUCUGCCCUGAAGGAAAGUUUCUCGUCAAUGCAAACAGUGGUGGUGUCUGUGUCUCUGAUUGUCGUAUCUGUAUAGGACCAGAUGGACAGCCCAAAUUACCUGGAGACCAGUGGAAAAGCAAUUGCCAGGACUGUGUUUGUGACCGGUACACUGUUACAGUGCGGUGUACAAAGCGCCCAUGUAAACCACUCCCGCCAGUUUCUUGUGAUGACCCAGGGUUUGUUCCUGUCCAGUCGCUGACACGAGAAGACCCAUGCUGUGUCCAGACUGAAUGCCGAUGUGACACUAGCAAGUGCCCCGAAUCAGUGGCCAGCUGUCAACUAGGAUACGAGUUAAUCCCAGAAGUAUUAAAUGGAAAUUGUUGUACUAUCUUCACAUGUAAGCUAAAAGCAGGCUGUGUAACCAAUGGAACUUUCUACAAGCCUGGAGCUGUCAUUCCAAAAGGUACCUGUGAAAAGUGCACCUGCUCUGCCAAAGUACAGCCAGACAGUCAGAGAAACAUCGUUAACUGCCAGCCCAUUCCAUGUGACACUGAGUGCCCACUGGGCUAUGAAUAUAAGAUAAAAUCUGGACAAUGCUGUGGCGAGUGUGUACAGGUGGCUUGUGUACUGAAGAUGGAGAAUAACACAGUCCAUGUGCUUCAGGCUGGAAAAGUCUGGCAUAAGCCUGGUGAUAACUGUACCUUCUAUAAAUGUGAACACACUGAGGAUCAGUUUAUUCCUGUCACUGUAAGGAAAGCCUGUCAAUCCAUAUACCCAGAAGACUGCGAUCCUGCUGAUAUCAUACUAAGUGAAGAUGGCUGCUGCAAAAUAUGCCCAUUACCCCGUAAAAUUUGUGGACUGCAUAGUACUCCCACUGUCAUCAGACACAAUGAAUGCAUCUCUUCUGUGCCUGUUGAACUAACAUACUGCGAAGGCAACUGUGAUACUUCUUCAAUAUAUUCCCUUGAGGCGAAUGUGAUGCAACACAAGUGCAAGUGUUGUCAGGAGGUCAAGACCAGCAAAAGACAGGUGACCCUGAGCUGCCCUGAUGGAAGCACCACUGAUUACUCAUACAUCCACGUGGAGCAGUGCGAUUGUGCGGGCACGGAGUGCAUCCCCCAAACCCCUCCCACCACUCCAGCACAGCAGCAGGAGCAAGAACAGCAGCAACAGGAACAGAUCCAGCAGCAACAAGGGCAGUCCUAG
This is a messenger RNA of Emys orbicularis (European pond turtle), 15372 nucleotides long. It is a transcript of the gene MUC5AC, whose product is annotated as mucin 5AC, oligomeric mucus/gel-forming. The record is from RefSeq and is a predicted model, not a curated record. Lineage: Eukaryota; Metazoa; Chordata; Testudines; Emydidae. Bases 1 to 15372 code for a protein of 5123 amino acids. Gene Ontology annotation, cellular component: extracellular matrix. The transcript has 49 exons. Gene Ontology annotation, molecular function: protein binding.